AUGGAGGUCUAUUCGAAGGGAUGGGCACUUUUCUUGCUAGGUUGGACUGUCUAUCCUAAUCUGCAAUUCAGCCUAGCCAACUUCGUUCUGGAUUAUUGGGACAAUGUGGUCUUCAUUUUAGCGCAAACAAUGAAGAUGGAUCCGUCUUUUCCGGAUGUACUGGUUAUCCACCGACCAUUGGACUGCAAUUUCACUGACUCGUUCUGUCGCUGGUCUAAUGAUCAGAACAAUUGGCCAAUAAAUUGGGAACUUCGUGCAGUUGACCGGAAAAUUUCCAUCGGAAAUGAGUUAUGCCUGAAAGUUCCAAGUGUCCCUCAGAAAGCAGAUCUCUCCGCACGUUUAUUUGGUCCUCUGCUUUCGGCACCGGACAACACACGUUGUUUGCGUUUAGCAUAUGUCGUUCAUCCACACCCAUCGUCUUUGAGUGGGCUAGAUCGGGCGGGUCCAAAAUUAGCUCUAAUGCGUCGGCAAAUGGGGUGA
This is a messenger RNA of Opisthorchis viverrini, 480 nucleotides long. RefSeq lists its product as hypothetical. The transcript has a single exon. The record is from RefSeq and is a predicted model, not a curated record. The coding region runs from base 1 to 480 and encodes 159 amino acids. Lineage: Eukaryota; Metazoa; Platyhelminthes; Trematoda; Opisthorchiida; Opisthorchiidae.